AGGGGCGGCUGUCGCGCGGCGGCCGCGGCCGUAAAGCGCGGAAGGUCAGGCCGGCCUCCCUCUGCCCCAGGUGAGGCGGCGCGGCCCCGCCGAGCCCGGCCCCGCUCCGCGACCCCGGCCCCGCCGCCGGCCCCGCUCCGCGCCCUCAGCCUCCUCCCGGCCGCCCCGCAGCGCGGGGUCGGGGGCGCCGGCGGGGGCGAGCAGGCCGAAGCGCGGGCCCCCCGGCCCGGGGCUCCCUGACACCCCCGUCCCUCAGGCUCCCGGCACGGACCGGAGUCUGCGGGUGGGGGGAAGCUCCGGUGCUGCUGCUCGGGGGGCUGCCGCAGCAAGGCCCUGGGGUAAAGCUUGUGGUAGAGCUGUUCCCGGAGGGGCCUCUCCAGUGCCCUGUGCCAGUUACUGUGACCACAGACUUCGUUUCCUUCUUCAGAAGGAGUGGUACUGAGGUAACAUCUGAACACAUCUAGGUGGUGCUUUAGGAAAAGUGGCAAAGAGCAGCCAGGAUGUUUCUCCGACUGCUGUCCGAUAUCCAGUGGCGGGCAGCUCACCCGAAAUGGAGGAGGAUGACCGGCUCCCAGCGAAGCACCUCCACCACAGCAGAGCCUCACCCGGUUUCCCUGCCAGCGCAGGCACAGGUUGUCAUCUGUGGUGGUGGAAUCAUGGGCACCUCUGUGGCCUAUCACCUUUCCAAGAUGGGCUUUAAGGAUAUAGUCUUACUUGAGCAGGGCAGGUUGGCUGCUGGCACCACUCGCUUCUGUGCUGGCAUUGUGAGCACAGCCAGGCCCGUGUCCAUAGAGCUGAAGAUGGCACACUAUUCAAACAAGCUCUACCAGCAGCUGGAACAGGAGACAGGAGUGCAAACAGGGUACAUGAAGACAGGCUCUAUUUCACUGGCUCAGACUCAGGACCGACUGAUCUCUCUGAAGCGCAUUGCUUCAUCGCUGAAUGUAAUGGGAAUACCGUGCGAAAUUAUCAGCCCAAAGAAAGUCUUGCAGCUCCACCCACUGAUCAACAUCCAUGACCUUGUGGGGGCCAUGUAUGUGCCAGAAGAUGCACUCGUGUCGUCUGCCAAUGUGAGUCUGGCUCUGGCAACCGCUGCCUCACGGAACGGUGUCCAGAUUCAUGAGCGGACGAGUGUCAGUCAUGUCACAAUCCAGAAGGGUCGAGUGACUGGAGUCGAGACUGACAGAGGGCGAAUUCAAUGCGAGUACUUUGUCAACUGUGCUGGCCAGUGGGCCUAUGAGUUGGGCCACUCUGGGGAGGAACCAGUCCAUAUCCCAGUCCAUGCCUGCGAACACUUCUACCUCCUGACACAUCCUUUGCAGGAGCCUCUCUCAAGCAGCUUACCAACUAUUGUUGACCCCGACGGCAGGAUCUACAUACGCAACUGGCAGGGUGGCAUCCUCUCAGGAGGCUUUGAGAAAAACCCCAAACCUCUCUUCACAGAGGGACGGAACCAGCUGGAGAUCCAGAACCUUCAGGAAGACUGGGAUCAUUACGGGCCACUUCUGAGUGCCCUCCUGCGCAGGAUGCCAGGUUUGGAGGCUCUGCAGAUCAUGCAGUUGGUGAACUGCCCAGAGUCCUUCACCCCAGACAUGCGAUGCAUCAUGGGAGAGUCGCCCACUGCACGAGGCUACUUCGUUCUGGCUGGCAUGAACUCAGCUGGCAUCUCCUAUGGUGGGGGAGCAGGCAAGUACCUGGCAGAGUGGAUAGUAAAUGGGUAUCCGUCGGAAAAUGUCUGGCCCUUGGAUCUGAAACGUUUUGGAACCCUUCAGAGCAGUCGCACUUUCCUCCGUCACCGUGUGAUGGAAGUCAUGCCCCUCAUGUAUGAUCUGAAAGUUCCCCGCUGGGACUUCCAGACUGGCAGGCAGCUGCGCACUUCCCCGCUGUACGACCGCCUGGAUGCGCAGGGAGCCAGGUGGAUGGAGAAGCAUGGAUUUGAGAGAGUCAAGUAUUUUGUCCCACCUGGGAGUGAUCUGCUGGAUUUGGAUCACAGCAAAACCUUCUACAAACCAGACUGGUUUGAUAUUGUGGGUUCUGAAGUCAAGUGCUGUAAGGAAGCAGUUUGUGUUAUUGACAUGUCAUCUUUUACCAAGUUUGAAAUAAGUUCCACCGGAGACCAGGCCCUGGAGAAUCUGCAGUAUCUCUUCUCAAAUGACCUGGAUGUGCCAGUUGGGCAUGUUGUGCAUACAGGAAUGCUUAAUGAGAAAGGAGGGUAUGAGAAUGACUGCAGCAUAGCCCGACUCAGCAAGCGCAGCUUCUUCAUGAUUUCCCCUACUGACCAGCAAGUUCAUUGCUGGGCCUGGCUGAAGAACCGCCUGCCUGACGACAGCAACCUGGUCCUAGAGGAUGUGACCUGGAAGUACACAGCUCUCAAUCUGAUUGGCCCCCGUGCUGUGGAUGUCUUGUCAGAGUUGUCCUAUGCCCCGAUGACUGCAGAACAUUUCCCCUCUCUGUUUUGCAAGGAGAUGAGCGUGGGCUAUGCUAAUGGCAUCCGUGUGAUGAGUAUCACUCACACAGGAGAACCUGGCUUCGUGCUUUAUAUCCCCAUAGAGUACGCCCUUCACGUGUACAACGAGGUGAUGAACAUGGGACAGAAGUACGGCAUUCGGAAUGCCGGUUACUACGCGCUCCGCAGCCUGCGCAUUGAGAAGUUCUUUGCGUUCUGGGGCCAGGAUCUGGAUGCUUUUACUACUCCUAUGGAGUGUGGACGCGAGUUCCAGGUCAAGCUGGACAAGGGAAUGGAGUUUCUUGGCCAGGAAGUGCUGCUGGAACAGAAGCAGAACGGGGUGUACAAGCGCUUUACCAUGUUCAUUCUCGAGGACCAUGACACGGAUAUGGACCUCUGGCCCUGGUGGGGGGAGCCCAUUUUCCGCAACGGCCGCUAUGUGGGCAAGACCACCAGCAGUGCCUACAGCUACACGCUGGAGCGCCACGUCUGCCUGGGCUUUGUGCACCACUUCGACGAGAAGACGGGAGAGGAGCUGGUGGUGACCACUGACUUCAUCAACCAGGGAGAGUACGAGAUCGACAUUGCCGGGCAGCGCUUCCAGGCCAAAGCCAAGCUCUAUCCCUUCAGCUCCCUCUUCGCACAGCGGCGCCGCAAGGAUGAGGUGGAACUGAGUGGCUACCAGAGGGAGUAGUGCUGAGUAGACUAGACCUGCCCCUUGUCCCAAGCUGGAGUCUUCUCCCACCAUCUUCCAGCCCUUUCUCCUCACCUCAUAUAUUUCUUUCUUUUCCUUUCUUGUCUUGCAACUUUUAAACUUUUUCCAGUGUGUUACAUUUUGUAUAUUUUAAAACUUUAAUUUUCAAGCUUCCCCACCCCUGUCUGUCUCCCUCCUUCAACCCUUGCCAGGCUUCCCCAUGCCCCAGUGGAUGAAGCACAGUGCUGAACAUGCAGGGAUGCCUGUGUAGGAGUGAGUCCCACCAAAGGCCCUGGCCUUCUAGUGAUGGGAAGGGUUGGGGUGAAUCCCUGAAGACUGCACCCUUCCUCUCUCCUCUCCAGCAUAAGGCAUGGGACAGCAGGUCUUUGCUGCCUGUGGUUCAGGUGAUGGCUGACCUCACCCUGCUCUCCACAUACCAUGUGUUAGAGGGGUUGGUGUGUCGAUGCACACGGCAAUAGAACGAUCAGCUACCUCACUGGCACCAGACAAAGCAUUGUGUGAGCACAGCCCAGAGACAGGUUUUGGUGUUGUCCAGCCUGUCACUGCCCUCCUUUGUCCACCACUUUGGUUUUUCCCUAGCAGGGAGUAGAUUUAACAUCAGAGUAUUGAGAUGACAGUAGUGUUGGUAAGUGCAUUGUUGGUGGGAUUGAAUUUUUUGUGUGGGGUCACUGAAAGUAAAUGGCCUUCUAUAAAUAUAGUCAAAGAUCAACAUGUGCAUUUCACUUCUAUAAAGGAAUGUUGUUUUUUUCUUUUUUAUUAGCAAGAAUACGGAUUUCUAACAAGGAUAGAUGUUAGUGUUUAAUGUUAAAUAGCAAUGUUGAAAUGCUGCUUAUGUUUAAGCUGCACAAUAUACAGUCUCUUUCUCUUUGGGGAUUGUCUUUCACUUUGUUUAUGUGACUUGGUAAAACUCAUCUGGCAAGGUUCAUGGAGAACUUGUGUUGGUUUGGGGAAUUGAGCAGCAGGAGGGGGUAUUAUCUUGUCGUUUUAGCUGCCUGUGGUUAUUUUGAAAUUGUAGGAAAAGACACAGCAUUUGUCUCACCGUGGUGUGAGAAACACUGGGUUUUCUGUUGGUGGUGAGAAAAUGCUCAGCAGCUCCUGCUGGACUCAAGAAUUUGUCUUCUGUUUUCCUCCUCAAAUCUGUUGCACUUCUUUGUCUCUCAGUAGUACCUCAGCUGAAGGGAUUGAAUAAGGGAGUGAAGGGUGCAUGGUAUUGGGAUUAUGAAGUGCUUUUCUUCAGCACUGCUCUUUGCAUCUGGCUUCUCAUACAGAUACUCCAGAUGGUGCAGCUGGAAAUUCACCCCUUCUUCAGGUGUCAAAAUAUGCCAGUUCAAUCACUGAUGGUAAAUGGUAAAGAAAUGGGGGAAUGCUGAAUUGCCUUGUGCACAUUUGCAUCAUCUUUGUAUUUUGAGCACAAUCAAAAACCAAGAUGCUUUUCAUUUACUUGAAAAAUAUCUGUUAAAUGUUUUCCCUGCCUCUGAUACCGCAUACUUCUCAUGGUCUUUCUGCUUCACAUCUGUUUUGGACUUCAGACACAACCUUGCACUGUUGUCUGCCCCGUUAGCUAUGGUGAACAUUUUCUCUAUGGUCUAGAACCACUUUUGGACACUUUAUUUUCCAGUUAAAUGGUGAGCAUCAGUAAUGUAAAUAUGAGCUCAAAAGCUCCUCUGGUUCUUGUUUUAAGUUUGCCUUCUGCUGCUUUAGUUGCUUUAAGCUGUGCCUUCAGUUGGGUCUGUGGCUGCCAGUUCAGGCAACUGUAAGGGAAUUUAGGAUUUGAGCAUGUUGGUAUAGUAGGUUGAAUGUAGAUAUCACUUCUCUGAGCAUGCGUUCCUUUGUGGUGAGUUCCACUGAAAUGUGUGGCUUCUUCCAGGAAUUCAAACCUAGUUCUGAAUUGACAUGCAGAAUUUUCUAGUUUCUGAAAAGGAAUAACCACACUGGGGCAGCUUUUUGAGAUCUGGCAGCCCAGAGUACUCUCUGCAGCUGCUGUAGGCGAGAUUCCGCCUGCUUGUCAUUUCUGCCAAAUUCCCCUAUUAUUGCUCUCUGAACUGAAAUUUUGCCUGGUAUGUUAGAAUUAAUCACUUAAAUGAAAGGUUCAUAAAGCAUCUAAUAGCAGUUUAAAUUCUGUAAUUACUUCUUGCAUAUCUUUGCUGCUUAGAGAGAUACCAUGAUCCCAUUGUUCCCAUGCUGGAUGUGUGUACCAGGGAGGACCUUGGUCCUUCUGCGUUGGUUUUAUGGGACACUGCUUCGCCUUCCUUAUCCAUGGAAACAGGCAUUCAACCAAAGAAAGAGUUUUGUAUGUGAUAUUUAGGAUGUGGAGUAGCCCUUCUGUUUAGGGUUCUUAGAGCUUCUUAGAGCAGCCCUUCUGCUUUGGGUUUAUUGACCAUCUGUUGUGGCUGAGUAAGGCAUGAUACUCCUUCAGGAGAAGGCAAAGUAUAGGGCCAAGGUGUGCUGAAGUUUGUAUUGAAACUGCUGAAGAGAGAUUGUAGCUUGAGCUGUUCAGUUCUGUACAGAGUUACAAUUAGUUAAGACCAAACUGGAAAGCUAGGAGUAUGCUGUCCUUUACCAACCACUCAUUCCAGCUGCAUUAUAUUCUUCCUGUGAUUAUUUUUCCUUUUCCCUAAUUUAAUGGUGCCUGCUAGUUCCUCAGGCAACUUUUCAUACAUGGAUGUCUCUUCUCUAGCAGUUCUGACAGUAAAAUUGUGUUUUAUGAGCUACUUUUGUCAUUAUGUCUGCUAAGGUUUAUUUUGUGUCUGAAAGGUUUAUUUUAUGUCUAGAUCUAUUGACUUUUCCAUACCAAAAAUAGAGAGUGGAAAUAGUUUUCCACCAUGAUGGUAGAUAUAGCAACACUUCGGGUAUCGCUGUGUUUGCUGUUUGAGACUUGGGUGGUUUGGUAAUUGUCAGUCUUACAGCUCAUUAACGCCUACUCCGACCUUCCCUGCCAUGAAUUCUCUUCUUGUUUUAUAUCAGAACCUGAGAGGCCUUUAACUGCUGUUCAGGCUUAGUCGAUUUAAUUUCUGGUGUAGCUAUUUUUAAACUUACAAUGCAAAGAGUAGUUUGCCUUUACCAACUUGAACACCCGUCAAGAGGACAAUGGGAUCACGUUUUAAAAUAGUGAUACCGAGUUGGAGGAAGAUCCUUCUAGUGUAGUGUUUUCAUCUUGAGGUGUUAAGCAGUGAUGUAAGACUCUAAUCCCUUUAUCUGAUGAUUAAAGUAGAGUGCCUAAAAAAAGAACAACUAAAUCUGUUGAAGAGUUACUACCUUUAGUAUACCUUCAAAUUAGAAAAUUAAAAAUCAGAUUUUCAAAGCUGCUGUAGCAUAGUCUUUACAUCUAAGAUGGUAAAUAAUAGGGACUAUAAAAUUCUACAUCCCGAUUCUCAUCAUUAAAACUACCUUAAAAUGCUUUUUGCUAAAAAAGGUAGUUUGUUCUCAUUCUGCACAGUAAGACUAUGAACCUUGGAUUGGGAAACGCAAAAAUAGCAUCUCUCUCUGUGGCAGUAGAAGGGGAAAUGGCCUCAUUCUGUGCUGAAGUCGCAGCUGCAGGUCUGCUCUGUGCACCUCGUGUGUAUCAGUCACAGGGUUGUUACCAGUUCUCUGAGCCUUGCUGUCCAGAAUGGGAACAGCUCUGUAGGUUGUAUUAAUGGAGGCAUCUUUGCAGGGAAGGUAGCCAGUGAAUCCAUCUAAGUGUGCAUCCAUGGGAAGGGCUGGCAUGCCCAAAUGUCCUCAGGGAAUCUUAGGGAAGACAUAGCAAUUCCUUCCAUUAAAUGAUUUUCACAGAGAUAUCAUAUUGUCUCAACCUUGCUGUGUCCCUUCCUAAGUUAUCCUGUUCUGUUAGUCCUUGAGUAAGUUAUGCGAGACUUGAGUAAAACUGGUACUAGAAAAGCGGGAGUAUAUUGUUCAUAUUUAACAAUCUGAGGAUAAAAUUAAUAGUCUAUUUCUAGAAUUAUGUUUUCUGUUUCAGGAGGAUGUGUACAGUCAUUUUCACAUCUGUCUUUGCCAGAUUUAAUUUCUAUUUCUUUUCUCCAGUAUCUAGAUUUGAUAAACCUUGUUGGACAGUUUCUUAUUUUGUGGCAAAGAAGGGAGGUUGUGUAAAACUUCCACUGCAUCUCCAUAUCUUGGUGUAAGCUUGGAUUCCUCCUUUCUACUCUUGCAUGUGAGUUGCCAUCAAUCAUGUUGCUUUUCCUAUAGCACCUCCAAACUCUGCUGCUGUAGAAUUUCUCAUGCGCAAGGUUCUUCUCUUCCUUCUACCUGAUGCGUUGUCAUCGGAGCCAGGUUGGCUCUAGAUCUGUGUCUCUGCAUCAACUUAACUUAUUCAACUUUUAGAUGGUGCUGAUACCAACAUCAGAACUCCAGGCAGGUUUGUGGCUGCUGUAAAUCCCACCAUAUAACCCUCCCUUUCCCUGUACCAGGAUUUUCCCACUGUCCUUAACACUUCUUUAGUCUCCUUCCUCAGGUGGCUGAGUGCAUUAGUCCUUUUGCCAUCAGAGAGUGAGGUACAGCAAAAUAAAAACUGGUGGAGGGAUGAUGGAGUGGCUGAGCUGAGGUGGAAGUAGAGGUGCAGUGAAGGUUUGAUCCUUUGCUCAUUAUUCAUCUCCUUAAGCCCAGCCUUGGAGGGGUGAUCAGCUUUGAUUCCCAGCUCAGGGAGCAUCUUCCUCUGCAGCCUUGAUGCUGGACAAGUGAGAGCCCUGGCUCUAGGCAGUCUUGGGACAGCAUUAGCACUUGUUUCCCAGCACACAUUUGCCCCUCUCAUUGGAAUAAAGGAAAUGGUUCCACACAGGAGAAGUGGAGACUGUGUGCACUUGAUUGCCUGGAGCACUUUUGUCUCUUUGGCACAUUCUUGUAGCUGUAGAGAUAAAGCACUGACAUCACCAACCUGAUCCUUCCAGCAGGUUUGAACAGAAUGGUGACAUUUUGGGAAGAGAGCUGUAAAAAUGAGGUAGUUCCUGUGUCAGGGGAAUGGGGAGUGGCUUGCAAGGGCAGAAGUAAUUUUUAUUUAAAACACAGCUCUUGGCUGCUGAUAAUGGUGAGCAAAAUGUUCACAACCUUCACAUUUGUCUUCCUAAAUGAGUUUAUUAUAAUACUGGGUCAGAAUAAUUUCUGCCUAUUUUGGGAUGCUUUCCUGUUUUAAACUAACUUUUCCUUAAUUGGUUGUUUGGAUUUCUAUUUUAAAAAAAGGCAGUCAUGGAACAAAACUCAAGAAGGGUGGAGAUGGGUGUCAUCUGAUGACUUUAAGCUGUCACUAAAAAGCAUUUGAAAAUUUUCUUUGCACUUUAAACUUUCCUUAAGUAUUAUGGCUGUAGCAGUAUGCUUAUAGCCCUUGGCAUGAGCAGUGCUUGCAUUUGAGAGAGGAAAAAAGAAUGAAUAUUUAUAAAUGCCUUAAAGCUUUAGGUGAGGUGUUUGGGCACUAGCUGUGCCUGCCAUUUGAUUUCCUUCCUGGAAAGCUGUGUGCUGUGGGCCCAGAGAUGGUAAUUUUGAGCAAGCACUGGAGGAUGGUGGAAGCUGCUAUUGCAGUAUGAGACUGGAAUUUGUAUGGAGCUGGGAGCCCUUGUGCCUGUCCAGCUGCUGGGCUGACACUUUCCAGUUUGUUCCCCCCCCUCCCCCAAAAUAGAUUUAUUCACUUUUUUAAUGGGUUUCUUCUUUCUCUAAAGAAGCCUGGGCUGGUAUAGAGUACUCUGUGGGUGUCCCGUUGCAUUAAAGGAAAGAAAAUUCUCUGCCUGAACGCUCCCCUGCUGUACCAGCUGACAUUUGCAGGCAGGAGUCGGGAGAGGCGGGAGGGGAGGGGAUCUGCUACCGCCUGUCGUGUUUGCUGAGAUGGCUCUGAGACUUCUCAUCUCCCAUUUGUCUGGAAGCUGGGCUGGAUUACUGAUGUCAGGCUGGAUUACAGCACAAGCCAGAGCUGCUUUGCAGGUGUGGCACGCUGGGCUGAUGUUCUGUUAGAGAUUCCACCUGCUUGGAAUAAGGAAUCUCAACAAAGAGGAGCAGGAAAGUGUUCACAUUAAUAUUUACUGAUUUGUUAAUACUGCUAACAGUUGAUCUUCCCACACAGAUCCUUUACACCUGCUGCAAGCAGAGCAGAUACUUGGGAGUUGUCAGCCAUCCCAGCUAGGACCUGAUCCAUUUUGUGUGCUUUGGAGACAAAACUGUGCUGUUGCCUUUCACCAUGACACCACUAAGGUUUUUUCCAUGCUCAAAUUCCCUCCUUUUCCCCUAGUGGGAUAGAUCUCACUUCUUCCAGUACAACCAGAGGCAGAUUAGUAUCUGAGGUCCUUGACAGGUUCUCCGGCGUCUCCUGGUCAGGCUUGCAGCAGGACACUCAUCCAAACCCCUCUUCGUGCUUUUGUCUCCUGAGACCAGAUUUUAAAAGGGCUGGGAAGAUUUCUGAUGCAUGCUGCUGCUGGAAUUUUAAGAACAACUGAAGUUUGAGCCUGUGAAAACACUCUUCUAGUGCCUUAUGCUUGUGAAUGCUGUGCAAUGGAUGUAGCUGAGGUGGGACAGAGCAAGGAGCAAUGUCAGCAGCAUGGUUCCCCAUCCACUACGGCCGUUUCCCUCUGCCCUCGCAGGGCCUUGGCAAGCAGGUGCCAGCAGGUUGUCUCCAGCAGCACAGGGAGGCUCUUUAAUCCCUUUGCAGUGUGGGGUCAGAGGAGGCUCAUGCCAGGUACUCUUCCUUCGAGGGGAACAGUGGUCUCAGCUCUGCUGAGUUCGGAUUUGGAGGGGUUUAGGAGAGACAAAGCUGCUCUGGUUGCCAGACCCUCUGGCAGAGGACAUGGACAGUUGUUCCCAAGCGCACAAGUCAGGGUGAGUUUGCUGCUCUCCACUGAGGCCGUGUUGUCAUGUAUGCUGUAUUUAUAUCAUGCUUGAUUUCAUUUCAUAUUUUGGUUGGCUUAAAUGUUGCUAGGUUUGUAUAUUAAUAAAGAGGCAUUUUAACUAC
This is a messenger RNA of Motacilla alba alba, 10083 nucleotides long. RefSeq names its product pyruvate dehydrogenase phosphatase regulatory subunit (gene PDPR). Gene Ontology annotation, molecular function: oxidoreductase activity; protein binding. The transcript is spliced from 18 exons. The record is from RefSeq and is a predicted model, not a curated record. Bases 501 to 3140 code for a protein of 879 amino acids. Lineage: Eukaryota; Metazoa; Chordata; Aves; Passeriformes; Motacillidae. Gene Ontology annotation, cellular component: mitochondrion; mitochondrial matrix; cytoplasm.